Molecule: messenger RNA, 1959 nt
Organism: Tetranychus urticae (two-spotted spider mite)
Lineage: Eukaryota; Metazoa; Arthropoda; Arachnida; Trombidiformes; Tetranychidae
Product: lachesin-like
Cellular component (GO): neuron projection
Source: RefSeq, a predicted model, not a curated record
ACAAUCAUCAUCUUCACUCUUUCCUUCAAUUAGAGCACGUUAACUGCAACUUUUCAUUCCUUGUGUGUUUAACAGUUUUCACAAUCAACAGAUUCUCAGUACAACUUGUUCAACUUCAACACGUUAACCAUCAUUAGUUUUAAUCAUGAAACGAUCCAACUCAACAAUUGAUAGUCAACAGGAUAAUACAAGAAAGUUUCGCGAAAACGACUGGAGACAAGAAAAUUGCCUUUAAAGGAUUAACACUUGAAUAUAACUUCGAUUUGUUUUGUAAUCAGUUUUAGUUGAAUUUGCAUUUCCAUUUCGCUUUAUGAUUAACCAAUUCUGCAAAUGGUUUUGUGACAAUUUGCUAGGAAUAUCACGGCUCAUGUUUAAUUGUUUUUGUUUCAUUAAAUACUUCAUUGUUCUUCCAAUCAAAUGAGGAUGAAGUUAAUGACAAGGAAAAUGUUUACCUCACCUUGUUAUUCAAACUUGAUGAGUUAUUUUUGCUUCCUAUCAACAUUACAAGUAACUUGUGGAACCAACUUUAUCUCAUCCUUUCCUUCCUCAACUGUUGACAAUGAGACUUCAUUAUUCUUCCAUCAUGACCAUUCAAAUGCUUACCCUCAACUAAACCAUCCCAGUAAACCAAUAAAAUCAAAAAAGAUUAAGUCAAGUGUACAGAAAAGAAGUUAUAAAGAAAAUCCAUUGGAUUCUCCUUAUAGUUAUUUUUCAACUGAACCUUCCGUCACAAACUCAGAUGAAAAUGAUCCAGGAGACAAUUAUAUUGGAGAUGUUCCCGAGUUUGUUGAUGCCAUUUCAAAUAUAACAGUUCCGAUUGGACGUGAAGCCAGAUUAACAUGUAUUGUAAGGAACCUCGGAGUUUUCAAGGUUGCUUGGAUGAGGAUCGAAGAUCAGACUAUUUUAACAAUACAUGAUCACAUAAUAACUCGCAAUUAUCGAAUUGGAUUGAGUCACAGUGAACUUCGCGUUUGGAAUUUGAUUAUCAAUGAUGCCCAGGAAGAGGACAGAGGAGGCUAUAUGUGCCAAAUAAAUACAGUUCCAAUGCUCUAUCAAAUUGGAUUUCUCGAUGUUGUUGUUCCUCCUCGUAUAUUAACGGCGGAAACAAGUGUCGAUGUGAUGAGACGUGAGAACAGUAAUGCAACGUUAACCUGUCGAGCUCGAGGCUACCCAUUGCCAAGGAUAACUUGGCGUCGUGAGGAUGGUAAACCCAUCGAGUAUGGCAACUGGCAGGAGAAAAAAGAUCAGGGAAUCCAACCACCUGAAGAAUUUGAAGGCGAACAACUGACCAUAAACAAAGUGAGUCGUCUUCACAUGGGUGCUUACCUUUGUAUAGCUACCAAUGGUGUUCAACCUUCAGUUAGCCACCGAAUCAUCUUAAAUGUUCACUUUCCGCCAAUGAUAUGGGUACCAAAUCAGCUAAUCGCUGCAUCAAUGGGCAGUGAUGCAGUAUUGAUUUGCAAUACAGAAUCUUCACCAAAAUCAAUCAACUAUUGGACAAAAGAUGAUGAAGAUGCCUUAAUAUCUAACGAUAAAUAUGAGAUACACACCGUUGAGAGGCUUUAUCGAGCCCAAAUGAUACUUAAAAUAAAAGACAUUUCACCAAAUGAUUUUGGAACCUUCAAGUGUUAUGCUCGAAACUCACUUGGUUCAACUGAAGGUUCAAUCAAAUUAUAUGGCAUUCACUCUCCUGGAGGUAAAGGUGCUCGUCGUGAUCCAACCAAUGCUAGAAGUCGAAGUUCUAACGAUGGUUCCGAUGUUAAUAAUGAUAUAACUUCAGGUAACCAAAAGCAAAGUAAAACAAUGUCCAUAGUUGUUAACCUUGUAAAUAUCAUUUUCAAUUUAAUCUUUGUAACUAUAAAUUAUUAAGCAAACGAUAUUAUAAUAAAGUGUAAAAAUUUCUUUCAUGUAACACAAAGUUGUAUAUUGUUUCCAUGUAAAUUAAUCGACAAUUGAGUG